Molecule: messenger RNA, 1346 nt
Organism: Dermacentor silvarum
Lineage: Eukaryota; Metazoa; Arthropoda; Arachnida; Ixodida; Ixodidae
Exons: 3
Coding region: 14-994 (326 amino acids)
Source: RefSeq, a predicted model, not a curated record
GAGGCUUCGAAGGAUGCCGGGCGGUAGCCAUUACGCUGCUCGCCGACGUCGCGGUGCAACGCUGCGUCAAGGUCGCGGAGCCGUCACGAAUACUCUGAAAUCUCGCCAGAAUCGCUACCCAGACAUGGAGGAAGCGCUGAAUCAAAGCCAGGACGGAGAGAUUUUUUCGGAAAACGCCACUGGACCCAAGCGCAGGACGUCGUCUGGCCCCGGAGCCUAUUCUCAGCGCGACCCCAACGUCGUCUGCAAAUGUGAAGCCGGCUGCACGUGCUCACCUGCAGCCGUGGGAGACUUGGAACAACCGGCAGCCAAGACAGAACCGGAAGGACCGAAAGAAAUUGAUUCUGCCCGUAACAUCUACCAGCAGUACAGCAUUUGUGACGACUGUCGAGCCCGGCUCGGCAAGGAUUUUGAUGUCAGAGCGGAAAGUUGCGCCCUAGCUCUCCUGGAGCUCCGCUAUGGGUCGGCCGCUCGCGAAGCGAACCUGGCCAGCGGUGACGGCGGCCGCCACGGUGAGCGAGAGAGACCCGUGGAGCACUUCUCGGGUGUGCGUCGCACACCACCAAAGCCGCUGCGCCGCACUCUCGUCGUCUCGUCGGGUGCCAGCGAUUUAGAUCAGGCCAGGGUGUCUCUGCUCAAGGGGGCGGCCAAACGCCGCCGAAAGUGCUCCUGCGGCGCCGCAGGCACAUCGACGAUCUGCCAAUGCCAGAAUGCCGCUACGACUGGACCAGGCAACGGCCCCGGUGGUCGCUCGGCCACCGUUUCGAGACCCAGCCCGCCCGCCGCGGCUGGUGCCUGCGUUGAACCACAGAGCAGCAGCGGUUCCUCAACCACAGCUGUAAUGAUCCAACUGCCUGCCAAGGACGAAGCUGGCGAUGAACCCAACGGCAACCCUCCAUCCGUCGCCGCUCCGGUACUUAUCCUGCCUACCGUGGUACUUGCCGGGGAGUCAAGCAAGUCUGCCGAAAAAGAAGAAUGCCCGAGUCGCGAAUGAAAGGUGAAGCGUUUGGACGACGUCGUCGAGGAGGUGCGGAGAAAAAAAAAAAAAUCGUCCAUGCAGCAGGAAGCCUUCCAUCUUGUUCAGAGGUCGUGGAGGACGAAACGGCAGCUUCAGUGACCUUUUUUUUUCUUUUCUCUUUUUCUUUCGCCCUUUUUUUCCCUUUUUUUCCUCUCGUCAGUCUCUAAUAAAGGUCAGUUGACCCGUUGAACGAGCUACCUUUGUUAAUAAGCGUCGCAACGAAAAAGGACGGCAGUCUCGUAUAGCAGCUGACGUAUAAUGAGCCAAGGAGGCGUCCGGGUAGUAGUGAAUAGCCACGUUCCCUUGAAUUAUAUUUUCCCUUACUUUU